Diceros bicornis minor is the source of this 3930-nucleotide messenger RNA. It is a transcript of the gene MX1, whose product is annotated as MX dynamin like GTPase 1. Gene Ontology annotation, biological process: defense response to virus. Bases 1448 to 3430 code for a protein of 660 amino acids. NCBI's taxonomy places the organism in Eukaryota, Metazoa, Chordata, Mammalia, Perissodactyla, Rhinocerotidae. The record is from RefSeq and is a predicted model, not a curated record. The transcript has 15 exons. Gene Ontology annotation, molecular function: GTP binding; microtubule binding; GTPase activity. Gene Ontology annotation, cellular component: cytoplasm; nucleus; microtubule.
GGUACCACAGUCGCGCAGACGGGAGGAGGGGCUGGUGGGAGAGACGAGGCAUGCGUGUUGCACCCCUCUCUCUUCCGGCCGGAAGGGGAAAUACUCAGCGACUUCCCCCUAGCUUGUGCGCUUGGGUGCCACUGAGUGGGCCGGACACACAUAGUUUGGGGGGAUGGAGAGAGGUAGGACAGUCCUGGGGACUGACAGAAGGAACCCAGGCACUGCUGAGAUUUGUGCUCCCCACCGCUGGUGGCCUCUGAGUUGUGCACGUGGGAUUCUCGGAAUUAUUUGGUCAAAUUUUAAAUCAAGUUGGUGGAAGCAGGGUCAAGUGAUGCUAACCUCCAGUUAUCAGUCCCCAACAACUCCUAAAAUGUCUAACCGUGUCCUCUUUCUAUUUUGGAACAGACCUGCUGGCAGGGAGUCCCCCAGCCUUUCCAUGUGGACGUGCGCCCCAUUUUCUUCCUGACUUCCCUUCUCCCUGCCUCCUGACACUCAGUGUGUUUUGGUAGCGAGCAUUAGGUCUAAAGUACAAGAUGUUUUCCCUUUUAAUCGUAAAAAACUUAAAUGUCACUGGGCUUUUGGAAGGCAAAACACUUUCAGGAGAAAAAGCAAAUCUAAAUCCUUCAAGGAUUAUUCUUAAAACUAGACUGAAUUAUGUUGGACAAAUUACAGACUCUAUGAAUCAGACAUUCUCUAGGAUGUGCUUGUAGGUGAUCCCAGGGUUAGGGGUUGUGCUUGUAGGGGUUGGGGGGCGCUAAAUCCCCCCUCCCAUCCCUGCUCUUCUAUGCCGUCUGGGCUGAGGAAGCUUUCCCACAAGGAUGGAAACCCAUUGGGCAGCAGUUUGAUGUCAGCCACACCCCCCACUGCAAGGAUUCUCCAGUGACACUGCUAAUAGACGGCAUCCAGUUCUGGAAGCCACAGGCAAACUACUACUCCCUAAAAUCUGGAGUGGAGGAGGCAGCCAGCCAGCCACCUCUACGGACAGUGAGAACUUGAGGGGACACAGACCUGCCCUGGGCAAGAAUGGGAAGAGCCCCUGCACCUGGGCAGUUUCUCCCCUCCCUACCCCAACCUUAGGAGUGAGAGAAGAGCCCGGUACAGUAACCCCACCCAUGACCGAUGGGGGUGUGCAAUAGUCAGGAAGAUGAGGGCUGGAAAGGAGAGAGAUUUAAGGUGGUGUGCCCACCUCGAAUUUCCCUGCAGUCUUGUCUGCAAACGCAGGUACGGGUGAGACAUUUUGUGAGCAGUUUGAGGCUGAGAGCUCAUAGUCACCGCUGCUUGACUGUACCACGGCCAACACUGGGCCAACAUAUUCUAUCAGCAUGACAACUGCAGCUGGAUGCUGAGUACAAUGAACAAGAGGUGGAGAACAGCUCUGCAUUUCUGUCCAACUAGUCAGCGUUCCAUUGUCAAGUAAAAGGAAGAUAUAUUGGAGCUUGACAGAUAAAGGAAGAAGAUGGUUCAUUCUGAAGUGGAAAUCAGAGGGCCUGAUUCAGCUUCAGCAUCCAAGCAUCCGUUACUAAAUGGAGAUGAUGAUAUGGCGAAGACAAAUCAGAAAACAAGCAUCGAAAACAACCUGUGUAGCCAGUACGAGGAGAAAGUGCGCCCUUGCAUUGACCUCAUUGACUCCCUGCGGGCCCUGGGCGUAGAGCAGGACCUGGCCCUGCCUGCCAUCGCUGUCAUAGGAGACCAGAGCUCGGGCAAGAGCUCUGUGCUGGAGGCUCUGUCAGGGGUUGCCCUUCCCAGAGGCAGCGGUAUUGUGACAAGAUGUCCUCUGGUGCUGAAACUGAAAAGACUUAUGAAUGAAGAUGAAUGGAAAGGCAAAAUCAAUUACCGCGAUAUCGACACUGAGAUUUCAGAGGCUUCAAAGGUGGAAGAGGAAGUCAGAAAAGCCCAGAAUUUCAUCGCUGGGGAAGGAAUGGGAAUCAGUCAUGAACUAAUCACUCUGGAGAUCAGCUCCUCUUAUGUCCCAGAUCUGACCCUGAUAGACCUUCCUGGGAUCGCCAGAGUGGCUAUGGGCAAUCAGCCAGCCGACAUCGGACGUCAGAUCAAGGCCCUCAUCAAGAAGUACAUCAGCAAGCAGGAGACGAUCAACUUGGUGGUGGUCCCCUGUAAUGUGGACAUCGCCACCACGGAGGCGCUGAGCAUGGCUCAGGAGGUGGACCCCGAAGGAGACAGGACCAUCGGAAUCUUGACAAAGCCUGACCUCGUGGACAGAGGCACUGAAGAGCAGGUAGUGGACGUGGUACAAAACCUCGUCUACCACCUGAAGAAGGGCUAUAUGAUGGUCAAGUGCCGGGGCCAGCAGGACAUCCAGGACCGGCUGAGCCUGGCUGAGGCUCUGCAGAGAGAGAAGGCCUUCUUUGAGGACCACCCACAUUUCAGUGGUCUUCUGGAGGAAGGAAAGGCCUCGGUCCCCUGCCUGGCGGAGAGACUGACCAGUGAACUCAUCACGCACAUCUGUAAAUCUCUGCCCCUGUUGGAAAAUCAAAUAAAGGAAAGUUACGAGAAAUUAUCAGAGGAGCUACAAAAGUGUGGCACCGACAUACCAGAAGAUGAAACUGAAAAGAUGUUCUUCCUGAUAGAGAAAAUUACUGCGUUUAAUCAGGACAUCACCUCCUUAGUACAAGGGGAGGAAAUUGUAGGACAGAAUGACACUCGGCUGUUUAACAAAAUCCGAAAGGAGUUCCAGAAAUGGAGCACUGUGAUUGAAAAAACUUUCCAAAAGGGUGAUUCAGAUAUCCGCAAACAAAUCAGGACAUUUGAAAAUCAGCAUCGUGGCAGAGAGCUGCCAGGAUUUGUGAAUUAUAGGACGUUUGAGAUGAUCAUAAAACAGCAGAUCGAGAAGCUAGAAGAGCCAGCAAUUGAUAUGUUGCACAGGGUAACUGAUCUGGUCCGGACUACCUUCACAGACGUUUCAAAAAAAAAUUUUGAUGAAUUUUUCAACCUCCACAGAACCACUAAGUCCAAACUUGAAGACAUUAAAAUAGAAAAAGAAAGUGAAGCUGAGAAGUUGAUCCGACUUCACUUCCAAAUGGAACAGAUCAUCUACUGCCAAGACCAAGUUUACCGUGGUACGUUAAAGAAGAUCAGAGAGAUGGAAUCCGAGGAAGAAAAGAAGAAAAAAGGAAACCAUGCAUACUUGGAAGGCACUGAUGAAGAUUCCUCCAUGGCCGAAAUCUUACAGCACCUGAACGCCUACCAGAAGGAGGCCAGCAACCGCCUUUCCACCCACAUCCCUUUGAUCAUCCAGUUCUUCGUCCUCCAAACAUAUGGCCAGCAGCUGCAGAAGUGCAUGCUGCAGCUGCUGCAGGAGAAGGACACCUACGACUGGCUCCUGAAGGAGCGCAGCGACACCAGCGAUAAGAGGAAGUUCCUGAAGGAGCGGCUUGCGCGGCUGACCCAGGCUCGGCGCCGGUUAGCCAAAUUCCCCGGUUAAAUCGGGCUCUCUGUCCCCGCCUCGCGUCUCCACGCACGUCUUCAGGGAGCGGAGGUACAGCGUCUUUCCCUGGCAGCCAUGCCGUGGUUAGUUCCCCGUUGGCAGAUACUCGAGUGGUUAGCAGUCAGACUUUGCGGUCCCUGUCUGUGCUUGUCGGUUAGUGGGCAAGGAUGCAGUAAGAAGUUGUGAUGAGCUAUUUGGUUUCAAGCGUUGAGACUAAAGCCCCGCCCUCCUGUAGCAUAUGAUUUAGAUUGGAGGAGCGAUGCCAUUUUCCUGGUUAGGAGGAAUGAUUUUCUACCCUCUGGAUUGUUCCUCCUCCCCAAACUCUCUCCAUCUCUUUAUCAGAGACAGAUGUAUGCGAAGCAUCAUAGAACAGUUAUUUUCUGUUUUUUUGGAAUGUAUUUUCACUUGCCCAAUGUUUUAGGAGCAUUAAUGCCACUUGUGUGAAUGCUUGUAAAAGCCAUAUUACAUCUAUUUGUAAUAAACUUGUUUCUCCUAGA